Molecule: messenger RNA, 1212 nt
Organism: Alternaria burnsii
Lineage: Eukaryota; Fungi; Ascomycota; Dothideomycetes; Pleosporales; Pleosporaceae
Product: protein kinase
Exons: 3
Coding region: 1-1212 (403 amino acids)
Biological process (GO): ubiquitin-dependent protein catabolic process; positive regulation of proteasomal ubiquitin-dependent protein catabolic process; protein polyubiquitination
Cellular component (GO): cytoplasm; ubiquitin ligase complex
Molecular function (GO): zinc ion binding; ubiquitin conjugating enzyme binding; ubiquitin protein ligase activity
Source: RefSeq, a predicted model, not a curated record
AUGGCCCCUUCAACCCGACUACGAUCCAGGCCAGAGGGCCGCAUCAAUUAUGCCGACGCUUCGGAAGCAGAGCUCGAAGCAGGUACUCAAAUGCCGUCUGAGCCUGUCGCAUCAACUCAAAAGCGUGGGCGUAAGCAUGCUGUUCGCGCGAAUGGCAUACACGCUUCGUCUGGAUCUUCGGACGCCUCUCCCAUAGUUGCCCCCAAACGCGUCGCUCGUGUCAAGGCUGGCGCGGUCGUCAAACCGAAAACAGAACCGAAGGCGCUCAAGAAGGCUCCGAUACCGCAGAAGAAGGAGCGGCCGACAAAGCGAGAGUGCUCGAUCUGCGCGACACAAAAGACCACGACUCGUUCAUUCAAAGCUCCUCGUGAUGCUUGUGAGCACCUUCAGUCUAUCUGCAACUUGUGCGUUGCAAAGAUGCUCAAGACAAAAGUCGCUGAACGCCAGCUCGGGGAGGCUGAGCUGAGCUGCCCCUUCCCCGAAUGUGGUCAUCUGCUAGACUAUACGGCUCUCCAGGCCAUUGUCAGUAAAGCUGCGUUCGAAGACUACGACAAAGCCGUCACAAAGCACGCUCUGUCUAUGGGAGAGUCGUAUGUGUCCUGCCUUUCCACAGCCUGCGGAUUGCACUUCUCAACUCAAGAUUGCGAAAACAACAAGCAUGACAAGCAGCUGGUCGCAUGUCCCUACUGCGACUAUGAGAUCUGUCUGAAGUGUAACAGGCCGUGGAAAUCGCAUGGAAAAGGCAGCUGUGAUCAAGCGAAGAAGGCAGAAGAAGAGCUGUGUAUGAAUGCUGUCAGGAAAAUGGGAGCCAAACCAUGCCCCAACUGCGGUAUGAACAUCCAGAAGAACGGAGGAUGCGAUCAUGUGACCUGUGGAAAAUGCAGCCAUAACUUCUGCUGGGUGUGUCUUGUCGGAUACACCAUCAACACUCGCCACCGCGACGACUGUCCUCACGCGCAAUCUUACAUUGCUUUCGAACCUGACAACUGGGCUCAGGACAAUUUGACCGACGCGCAGAUUAACAACUUGAUCGCCCAAGCAGCCGCUCGUCUUGAUGACCCUGCUCAUACUCCUGUGGCUGCUCCUGCACCCGUUCUCCAACAGCCACCAGUGCCAACACUACCCACAAUCCCACAUUUCGCUGGCAUCUUUAGAAGGCCUAUGAACGUUAUUCGAAGGGGUCGCGAUGGAGGCGCCGAAAAUGUAGGUUGA